UAAGUCCCUGACCUUAGCAAUCUAUAGCAGCACUUGAAAACACAAUUCAUUUCCUUGUUUCCUUCCCAAUCAACACAUAGAACCAGAGUGCAAAGCUUUUGCAGUCAGCAAGAGAACCAAAAAAAAUCCCACACCAUGGAUUUGCUCCUAGAACUGAAAACCGCACUGGAACCGUUCCGCGAAACACUAUUGUUCACAAUCCCAUUGACUCUAUUGCUGCUGGGCAUAGUGUCCCGAAUCCGCAGAAAAACGGCGCCGUAUCCACCGGGCCCAAAAGGCCUCCCCCUAAUAGGCAACAUGAACAUCAUGAACCAGCUCACACACAAAGGCCUGGCCAACUUAGCGAAGCAAUACGGCGGCGUUUUGCACCUCCGCAUAGGGUUCCUCCACAUGGUGGCGAUCUCCAACGCAGAAGCGGCGCGUGAGGUUCUCCAAGUCCAAGACAACAUCUUCUCCAACCGCCCCGCGACAAUCGCCAUCAGCUAUUUAACCUACGACCGCGCCGACAUGGCUUUCGCGCACUACGGUCCCUUCUGGCGCCAGAUGCGCAAGAUCUGCGUCAUGAAGCUCUUCAGCCGCAAGCGCGCCGAGUCAUGGAACACCGUCAGAGACGAAGUCGACUUCAUCAUCCGUUCUGUUACGAACAACCUCGGAAGCCCCGUCAAUGUCGGAGAACUCGUCUUCAACCUAACGAAGAACAUCAUCUACCGCGCCGCGUUCGGGUCUAGUUCCCAGGAGGGGCAGGACGAGUUCAUUUCGAUUCUUCAGGAGUUCUCGAAGCUCUUCGGGGCUUUUAAUGUUGCAGAUUUCGUUCCGUUUCUUGGGUGGGUUGAUCCUCAGGGGCUCAACAAGAGGCUUGUGAAGGCACGUGCCUCGCUGGAUAGCUUCAUUGACAAGAUCAUCGACGAGCACGUGCAGAAGAGGAGGAGUGGCCACGACGGCGAUGAGGAAAGUGACAUGGUUGAUGAGUUACUGAAUUUUUAUAGCCAUGAGGCGAAGCUGAAUGAUGAGUCCGACGAGUUGCUCAACUCCAUCAGCCUCACCAGGGACAACAUCAAAGCCAUCAUCAUGGACGUGAUGUUUGGAGGAACCGAAACUGUUGCGUCGGGAAUUGAGUGGGCAAUGGCGGAGCUAAUGAGAAGCCCAGACGACCUACGGCGCGUGCAGCAAGAACUCGCCGACGUGGUGGGCUUGGACCGGCGCGUGGAGGAAUCAGACCUCGAAAAGCUCGUAUAUCUAAAAUGCGCUGUCAAGGAGACGCUGCGGCUGCACCCACCUAUCCCGCUGCUCCUCCAUGAGACUGCGGAGGAUGCGGCGGUGUGUGGUUACCACGUGCCGAAGGGCUCGCGCGUGAUGAUAAACGCGUGGGCCAUAGGGCGGGACAAGAGCGCGUGGGAGGACGCGGAAGCGUUCAAGCCUUCGCGGUUUCUGAACCCGCACGUGCCGGAUUUCAAAGGGAGUAACUUUGAGUUCAUUCCAUUCGGGUCGGGUCGGAGAUCCUGCCCCGGAAUGCAACUGGGUCUUUACACGCUGGAACUGGCCAUGGCACACUUGCUUCACUGCUUCACAUGGGAGUUACCAGAUGGAAUGAAACCCAGCGAGUUGGACACGAGUGACGUGUUCGGACUCACCGCGCCCAGGGCGAGUCGACUCGUCGCAGUCCCAUUUAAGCGCGUGUUAUGCCCUCUCUAAUAAAAGAAAAAAAAGUAUCGCAAGUUUACGAAUAACGGCCUCGAAGGGCUUCACCAAAGUAUAAAAAGAACAUGGCGGUGAAGUGCUUCGGGACUUUAAGGUUGUUUUUUCUUCUUCUUUAAUUGAUGUUUUUCAUUCCUCAAUUGUACGUGGGUGAUCGUGUCUGGAGGAGAACCCAGUUAUUGUAAAGAAGACAAGGGGAUAUUAGGUUAAGUUUUCUGUUGAUUAUUGUAAAGACGAUUUGAUCUACGUGCGGAAACAUCAUUAUUGUUGGGUUCACUUGGUUGUA
Messenger RNA from Glycine soja, 1981 nucleotides. RefSeq names its product cytochrome P450 84A1-like. Gene Ontology annotation, biological process: lignin biosynthetic process. The record is from RefSeq and is a predicted model, not a curated record. The transcript is spliced from 2 exons. Lineage: Eukaryota; Viridiplantae; Streptophyta; Magnoliopsida; Fabales; Fabaceae. Gene Ontology annotation, molecular function: oxidoreductase activity, acting on paired donors, with incorporation or reduction of molecular oxygen; iron ion binding; heme binding. The coding region runs from base 136 to 1692 and encodes 518 amino acids.